Sesamum indicum (sesame) is the source of this 778-nucleotide messenger RNA. Lineage: Eukaryota; Viridiplantae; Streptophyta; Magnoliopsida; Lamiales; Pedaliaceae. The record is from RefSeq and is a predicted model, not a curated record.
GGACUUUCCUGAGGGUAGUUUCCCACUAUACGCAAGACGUUCGACUCCUACCGUGAUUGGGAGCUGGUACUGCCCUUUUGUAUUCGUGAAAGAGGAAAACUUGAGAAUAGAUGAUCAAAUGAGGAAAACCUUGUUCUAUGAACUGAGCCUUAAGCAGUGGUGGGAGCGGAUAUACUCAGCCGAAAACGAGAAUCAAGAGAAUAACGUCGUGGUUGUCGAUGCGAGAGUGAAGAGGUUGCUAUGUCUGGUUCUUGGGAUGGAAGCUGAGAAAGACGGCAGAGAGGAUGGGGAUGGGUUCGUUUGGUUUAAGGUAAAGGGAGAUUGUAAGAGGAGAGUGAGUGUGGGUUUGAGUUGUGCGGUGUAUGAGAAAAUGAGGUGGGUGCAGGGGACAAGAGGGUGGUUUGAUGGGGAGAGGGAUGUGAGAGUUUGUGGUAGUAAGGAGAUUGGAAGCAGUAGUAACGGGUGGAGAAAGUUUUGUUGCUAUGUUUUGGUGGAGAGUUUUGUGGUGAGGAGAAUGGAUGGGAGUUUGUUGAUUAAUUUCAGCUUCAGAAACACAGACAGGAUUGAGUGCAGAUGGGAGUGAGGUUUCUAUGUAUGGGAUUGCUAUUUGUGUUGGGAGGCAGUUGUAAUGAAAUCAGUUGGAGUAGUAUUUAUUGUAAAAGAAGUGAUCAUAAGUGUACAUUUGUUGCUUGUCUGUGAUUCUUGUUUGAUAUUUUGUACAUACUUGAUAGUGUUUAUAGAAUGAGAAAAUCUCCUCCUUACAUUUAUAAUAUUUUGA